This is a messenger RNA of Wyeomyia smithii (pitcher-plant mosquito), 6513 nucleotides long. RefSeq names its product calcium/calmodulin-dependent protein kinase kinase 2. The coding region runs from base 1366 to 4056 and encodes 896 amino acids. The transcript is spliced from 8 exons. Gene Ontology annotation, biological process: protein phosphorylation; positive regulation of protein kinase activity; intracellular signal transduction. The record is from RefSeq and is a predicted model, not a curated record. Gene Ontology annotation, cellular component: cytoplasm. Gene Ontology annotation, molecular function: ATP binding; calmodulin binding; calcium/calmodulin-dependent protein kinase activity. NCBI's taxonomy places the organism in Eukaryota, Metazoa, Arthropoda, Insecta, Diptera, Culicidae.
AUGAAAUUGCCGAACUCGAAUCAGUUGAGUUUCGAGUAUCGCCGAGGCCAGUUGUGGAUGGCUUCAUGCUUGCGUGCGCGUUCUUUGGACUAUCGAAGAAGCUGACUUCAUCUAUAGACAGUGAAUGUGGAACCUUUGAAACGAAGCUACAAUCGACAAUACAAGAAAGCAUAACUUUGAAAUAAAUACAGCAAGUCUCGAGUGUGGGAGCCGCUAGCAGCAAUUUGUGUUCUUCCAUCAUUGCUGUUUUUUGGUCUCCACAGCAUCUUUUACUUUACGCGUCAGAAAAAGGUUCUUGUGCUUUCUGUAGUGAAUGAUUGUUGAGUUUAUUUUUGUGUUUGUGGAAAACCAUAUUGGAGAAUAUUGACGAAGUUUUCAGAAUCUCACUUUUGUUUGAUAGCUCCAAGUGACCUAUUUUAUACGAAAAAAAAAACCUCCUAGGGAUGCCUCGAGUUGUGAAUUGCACAUAAAGAGAUUUCUGUUGCAUGAAAAGCUUCGGCGUGCAUUAGAGGGACCAAGAGGAGUAGUAAGCUAACUGUUGGUGGCAUAUACGUCGCUUACUGGAGCUUACAUUGACAACGUCAAGCAAAAGGCAAUCGCUUUACUGCAGGUAAAUCAUCGGCUUCGUCCCAACGUUGGCCGUGCUGGUUCCAUCCUCGAACCUGUUCAGUGGACGCUUAUGCCUUGUUAAUUGAAAUGGAUUUCUGAUAGAAGCAGCCGUAUUUCGUUGCACGAAAAAAAAAAAGGAUUGCUGAAUCGAGCAGGAGCAAAAGUUAGAAAAAAGCAUCUGUGUGUAGAGAAAGAGGAAACACAUGGAACAAGUAGUGAGGUAAAGUGCAAAGUUUUCAAUUGAAGAAGUCAACCAAGACAUAUCACGAAGCCGGCAGGUGAUAGGGUGGGGUGCACAGGUCUGAGUCUCAAGUGGCACUAAGUUUUUUACAAUGGUCGUCGUAAAGCAACAAAAAUCAGGAAUCAACAGCGGAAGGAAGUGAACAUAAAGAGCGGAAAAAACGUGAAGAAAGUCGCUUUGCAGCAGAAGUCGCUUGGAUUUUCAUUCAGUUACUUAAAAGAGCGCGAGAUAAGUAAAGAAAGGAAAACAAAAGCGAAUGUGCAACGGAAGCUUAUCGGAAGAGGCAGUGUAAAGCAAAUUACCUUUAAGUUUUCUGCGUAGCUCACGGGUGGAAAGAUUCAAGUCAAGUGUGCCGCGAAGCGACUAGCGGGCAGCAAAACUGUGGGCACGCUGCGGCGUGUGGGAAAGCAACGGAAUCAAAGGUGUCUGAUAUCGGCGAACCGAACGAAACGGAUCGACAGCAGGCGGACCGAUGUAGUGAUAAUCUGCAACCACCAAUUUCGCCAUCGUCGUCGAUGGCAACUAUUGACUCAGCAUCAUCUUGGCAUGGAGGAGGAACCUGUCGUAAUCAAUGCGCCACGCGGAUUGCCGAGCUGGCAAGGCAGCAGCCACUCGAGAUGGAGCAAACAGCCCUAGCACAUAACAUGAUACCAUCUGUUGAGAAUGCCUCGGACGUGAAACUAGCACAAAACGUUGACCUGAAGCGCGGCAACUUGGACGUGAAUUUGGAUCGAAAGUUCCUAAACAAUAAUAAUAGCACUAGCAUGAAAUGUUUGCAAUUCAUUACACCUCCUGAGCCACCAUCGCCGCCAGCUCUUUUGUUCGAUUUCGUAGUAGAAAAAACCAUUCAAAAUCAACAGCAGCAGAAGCAGCAGCAGCAGCAACACAGUCUUCUAGAUAGCGAUCUUAACAGAUUUGAAAACCUUAGCUUUACUAGCAAUAGCGACAAGCAGUCAGCGAAUAGUCAAGUAGAUAAAGUAGUUUCAACCAAUUUUUCUAGCGUAAUAACACAGCCAGUAAUACGAACCGGAGAGGUAGAUGAAAAGGAAGCUAGCAUGCCGAAACCAGGUAUUGAAACAGCGAAUCCACCGGUCAAUUUGAAUGUUAGCUAUGCCUCAACUAACCAACCAAGUGACCAAAACACAACGAAGCCAUCGGUCGGCGUGACCUCGGCGAAUCCAUCAAUAACCAUCAGUCUUAACCAUAACAGCACGACUAACCAUAGACACCAUUCCGUCACCUUAACACCCGUGCGGAACUCGGACGGGACUAACGCCUCUAUACCUAUUGUAAACUUGUGUGAUAUGUGUCAUCCAAGAACUGAACCACCUUUGCCUUCAAUUACCAUGGAAACCCCAUCUAACAAUGCACCGGCUUGCGAGAUCUCGGGAGCGUCCAGUCUUGCAGCAGUUGCUAAUAACGGUGCUAAGGCUGCCACCAUUGCAUCUGCAGUCGCAUGCUCGAGCAAACCACCCAUCUACAACCAACAAUAUCAUUCUCAAUCUCCUUAUUUCUUCCCACCACAACAUCAGCCACCAUUUGGCUUUUCUAACGCAUCCUCCCACAGUGUACGCUUCAUGACUCAACAUAUUAAAAUCUUACCAAAAACUCAAUCUCUAGAUCUGGUAGACAAUGACGAUCUGAUAGAAGCAAGCAAUAGGAGCGAAUCUCAGCUGGACAUCCACACCGCAGGAGUGUCGUUCCGGGGGCGAGUGCUUCCGAAACUGCAAACACUAGACCAAACUCGACCAAUUUAUCCGAACGUACCUUAUAGUCCGUACAACAGUCCUUAUGGUAGUCCACGAAGCGGUCGGCGGCGAGCUCCGCUGCGGGAAUCUCGCCGUGUAUCGAUCGAGCAGUCGGGCAGUUUCCUACAGCUGAACCAGUACAAGCUCCUCGAUCAAAUCGGACAGGGCUCCUACGGAUUGGUGAAACUGGCGUAUUCAGAGGAGGAUUCAACUCAUUAUGCAAUGAAGAUUCUGUCGAAGCGUAAAUUACUCCGUAAGGCAGGUCUCAUACGCCGAGGACCAAAGCGAGGUACAUCUCCCCUAGAUAGGGUUUAUCGAGAAAUUGCGGUGCUUAAAAAGCUGGAUCACCCCAACGUGGUGAAACUAGUCGAAGUGCUGGAUGACCCCCUGGAAGAUUCGUUAUAUUUGGUUUUUGAACUUGUCCAGCAUGGAGAAGUUCUCAGUAUACCAACUGAUACGCCGUUGAGCGAGGAACGUGCCUGGAAUAUUUUCAGAGAUGUUAUUCUGGGAGUUGAAUAUCUUCAUUACCAGCGGAUAAUCCACGGGGAUCUUAAGCCGGCCAACUUGUUACUAUCGGAUUCGGGUAGUGUAAAAGUUGCCGAUUUGGGUGUUUGCAACGAAUUUCUCGGUGAAGAUGCAGCCAUGAACAAUGGAUCUACAGCCGGUACACCUGCGUUUCGAGCACCAGAAACGUUACUUCCUGGGCAGCUUAUAUAUAACGGGAAAGCGGCUGACAUUUGGGCACUAGGGGCAACUCUUUACUCUCUAGUCCACGGAAAUGUUCCUUUCAUUGCUACUUCGGUUCCUGGUGUGUAUGAAAAAAUAAAAAAUGACCCAGUGAAAUUUCCUUCUGCUGGUACGGUUAGUCCAGAGCUUCAGGAUCUUCUUAAAUCUAUGCUGGAAAAAGAUCCCCAGCUUCGGAUAACUCUUCCUCAGAUCAAAGAACACUGUUGGGUCACUAAACAUGGUUUACACCCCUUGCCGACAGAGGUAGAAAAUUGCCGAUUGGUCCAAAUCAGCGAUGAAGACAUGACUUCUGUUGUGAAGAGCAUCCCCAAACUGGACACUCUGAUACUUAUUAAAACGAUGCUGAAAAAACACUCGUUCCUAAACCCUUUCAGCAAGGCAAUUUCCAGUAGAACUCCACAACUUGGGGAUUCUAGAAUCGAGCGAUUCAGUCGGUCUGGUCGGUCAAAUUCGGCUCCCGGAGAUUAUCACACAUCGGAAAGGCAACCUUCGAAUGAAUCUCUGCUUCCAUCAGUAACCGAAGGCGUAACUAGUCCAACCGAAAGUCCGGAAGAGCUGACAUCACCAGGCCAAUCUACUGCUGAAACUGUAUUAAACAUUUCCCAGCAAUCAUUGAAGGAAGUGGUUGGCGAAUAUACUGAGCAACAAGAUCCAAACGAAAUCAACCCUGGAACCUCGGAACAAAUGGUAACUGAUGACAGCACCGCUUAGAUGUAGUCUACUGCUUUUACAAACGCACUGCGCUUGGUCGUACUUUUUCGAAGGAUAGACGUUUGAACCAUUCCUUUCUCUUUUUCCUAGAAUAUGCCAAAUCAAACUUACUUAGAAAUUCUGCUCUGAUUCGAGUGCUAGUGAAAUCCUACUUUCUACGUUUCCAGAGAUCUUAAAACAGGAAGCAAUCAUACAAGAGCUAAUCAGAUUCGGCUGUAGACAAAACGUGAUAUGUUAGAUUUGCAUUUUUUGGUUCCAGUUUAUGGAACACAACUAGACAUUAUUCCGUCGUUGCUAGUAAUUGUAAAGCGUAAGUUGUAAGGAUGAAUCACGUUUAUUUUUCAUUUUGAUGUAUGGAUCAAAUUUGUUCGUACUUACAGUGUAUACAAUAUUUUGAAAGAUUUUCAUAUCUAGCCGUUAUCAGAGGGGAACUAAACGUAAAGAAUAGCUUUGAACAUGUUUUUAAAUGUUGUUAAUAGAAUAUAAAUACAGAGGAAUGUACAUAUUUUACAAUUUUUGAUCUUUUAAAAGAAUAACCAACUAAGCCAUGUGUUUUAGAACGAAUAGGAAUACUUACAUUUUCGACCAAAAAUUGAAUGUUAAAGUUAGAGUAAUCCGAUAAUGAAAGAAGUCUGUUCCAAAAUAGCAGUAUCGGAAUUUCAGAAAAAUUACGCUUUAACAAAAAUAAUUAUAGGAUAUAGAAAACAUAACCAGUACGACCGAUUCAUAACGUUGUUCGAAACUAAAUUUGGCCAAAACACUCAUUGCAAGAUAUCUCUAUUUAAAUCUUAUGAACACAUUUUUUCAUAGAUAUAUAUUACAUCAAGUAGCAAACAAUAUUCUUCGGCGUCAGUAUCUCACUGUGAAACUUCUAAAGCAAAGAUAGGAUAAACGUUUGUAUAAAAAAAAAGAAAACAAAAUAAUUCACAAUGAUAGAUUUUCACCCACUAAAGCUUUUAUAUGAACCCUAACACCUAAAUGCAGUUUUGUACUGUACGCAAUUUUCACGCUAUAUCGACUUGUGCACACAAGGGGACCAUUCAUGUUUUGAAUACCUAGCUGCACUUAUCAUCUAGACUACUAUCAAAAUAUGUGUGUAAAACUAUCAUCUAUUACAUCCUAUAAAUCAAAGCACUGAAUUUACGCUGGUUCUUGGCAAAAUACUUUCUCCGUAUCGCGUAUCAAUAUAAACUACAAACAUGCAGAUAUCAUUCCAAAAAUUGAUAGAGUCAAUACAACGAGCAGAACUUGAUCAAGUCUAUGAAGCAAUUAUGUGAUUGUUGAGUCCAUAUUAGAUCGGCAGAAGUGAUAUGGAUGCAUUGAAAAAAUAAUUAUUGAAUUUUUAAACCGUCAAUCCAUUUAAUGUUUUAACUCAAGUGCGAUGAAGACAAGAGCAUAAACAAACUAUGCUACCUAAGAGCUAUUUGAGCGAAUCAAAUGUAAACUUUAGCAAACAGAUACACUCCUUUGAUAUAACUCCGCAUAUCAGGCAGCGCAGAACUAAACUUUUACCUAUAUAUAUAUAUAAAACAUAUAUGCAAAUAAUCGCUCUCUGGUAAUUUGCGCUUUACUUACUCUUAAAACAAAGAUUUGAAUAAAAUGACACUUGAAAUUAUAUUCCAUGAUAUAAACAAACAAUAGUUGAAAUCUAAAAUAGCUGUUUGUAGUUACAUAAUUCUGUAUUUACAAAUUUUAAACAGAAAAAAACCCAGCUCUUACAUCGGCACAAAGUGCGUUUAAGAUAACUCAUAAAAUUCGAUUUGCAUUGCUAACAGAUAAGUUCUAACAGAUCAGUGCUUUAGUAGUGUGCAGUUAAACUGUUUCCGUGUUAUAUAGAUGAUCAACCUCUUUCAUAAGCUGAGCAAGUUGAGCGUUUAGUUGAACAUAAAAUUCUUGACCUUGAAGCCUAGUCGAAUAACUUUACCAACGAUCUCAGUUUCUUUUAAAAAAAUAGUAAAGUUUUGGCACACUACCGAACUCAGAUUGUAUUAUGAUAAAAUGAAUUUUAAGAUCCUUUAGAAAAUUCUUGAAAAGAAACAUUCCAGAGCACAAAAUCCACAUCCCAUGAAAUUUAUUUGAUUGAAGAAAGAUAUUGCUUUCGGUAGACAAUCACACAAACAAACAACGGUUCUCUCUGAAAACUAUAAUUACUUAACAUAGUGAUUUUAAAAUCUGCUUCGAUUACUUACCUGAAAAAAAAAACACCAUGACUUAUCAUGUACUUAUUCAACCUGUACGAAAACACCUUGCUGGAAACAAAGAUACAAAAAAUAAUUUGAUAUUUGAUUGGAUGAUAUAUCAUUUGUUAAAUUUUGCGCAGAUUUUUAUCCCAUCAGAUCUAUUAAGCAUCCGGAUUAGUAGUUUAUUACUAGUAGACAUUGAAUUUAGGAACGAAUCUUUUGAAAUUGCUUUUUUUCUGGAAUAAAUCACACCAGGUUUUAUUUCACGGGUCCAGUU